Messenger RNA from Candidozyma auris, 1386 nucleotides. RefSeq lists its product as uncharacterized. Gene Ontology annotation, cellular component: RNA polymerase transcription factor SL1 complex; RNA polymerase I core factor complex. Gene Ontology annotation, molecular function: RNA polymerase I core promoter sequence-specific DNA binding. Bases 1 to 1386 code for a protein of 461 amino acids. Lineage: Eukaryota; Fungi; Ascomycota; Pichiomycetes; Serinales; Metschnikowiaceae. The record is from RefSeq and is a predicted model, not a curated record. The transcript has a single exon. Gene Ontology annotation, biological process: RNA polymerase I preinitiation complex assembly; nucleolar large rRNA transcription by RNA polymerase I.
AUGUCCCAGCUGACCUGGAUCAGGGGCCCCAUAUGUGGCAUUGGCAACUGCCGAUCCAGGCUAUAUAAGUCGUACGCUGGCCGUAAGAUAUGUCAAUAUGGUCAUGUUGUCGAGGGAAAUGUGGAGUUUGGUGAAGAUGAUGGAGAAGCCUACACCCAAACAAGAAGAAUCAACUUGCUGAUCAAUGAUACAGGGUUUGGUUCCAGCGUCACAGCAUCGGCAGUUCCAACGCAGUCUUCUACACCUGUUGCGCCAUCCCGCUUGUACGGCAAAGAAGCUAGGGCAUUGCAUUAUAAGGUGGCUCAACACCUACUACGAAAAAUUCUCGCCAUGGUUGUUAAAGAGUUGUUUCCUGGCGAUUCAAGCUACUUGCAGAAUGUAACAAUUCUUACCAAGAUAUUCUGGGUACGCUUCUGUAAGAAUUUCCAUGACUCGACAUCACCAACGAUUCUAGACUUAUACGUUCUUAUUUUUUUGGCAAUGAGACAGCUCAAUCAACAUCCGAUCUACAUUGAUGACUUUCUACGAUUGCUCAAAACAAACAAAGUACCUUUCAUAAAUGCUGCAACGCUCAUCCCGACCUCGUAUCUACGACAGCUCAAUCUAGCCCAGAGGCUAUUUUCAGCCAAUUCAAUCCCAAUCAAUGAUCUCUUUCAUCGCAAGGUCGGCACGUUAGCAUCUGUGGUAGCACCUAUCAAUCAAUGGCGCACAUCAUUAGAGCUUUUUUAUCCUGGGGCUUUUAAGGUAUUUAUCGAUCUCAAACUUCAAGACGCGCCGUGUCUUCUCACAUUGUUUCAUAGAAUAGGUUAUCGAAUCACAGAAGGAUACUUCAACUCAACUUGGAAAAAUGUCACGUCUUUGCCCGAGACACAGUACGUUGCACUUUUACAUUUGGUUAUUAAACUAUACUUCGCAGCGGCUCCAGACGUUCCUGACUUAGACAAGUGGAUCGAAUUUCUUAGCAUGACCGGCUCAGAUAUCCCCUGCUUUAAUACGAAGAUUCACUCAAUGCCUUUUACUUCCAUGAUAGAAAUGUCGAAGGAAAAGACUUCUAAGUAUUUUGACUGGAUUCAGAAUAAUCUAAUUCCUGAAGACCGCAAACUGGGUGACAGUGUUGAUAUACCACCGACAACUAAAAAACUCUAUGAAAUAUUCUCACUCUCAGCUUCAGAGAAGCCAACUGAGGUUCGUAAGUCACAGGUGGAUUUCAUCGAACGAAAGAAGAAUACUCUUUCUUCUGAGAAUAUCUUGAUGUUGGAGGAGAAGUUACUAGGUUACUUGUGCGUGCGGUUUGGCUUGACCCGAAAAACCUUGGUUGAAGCUACACAAAGAAUGGAGCUCAGCUUCUAUAAAGCUCUCAAGGCAGACGACGCAAUCAUCAGGUAA